UGGGCCCCUUUUCCUGAGAAUGGGGCAGGGGCCAAUGGAGUGCAUGGGAGUCUGGUGGUCCCAGAUUGAAGACACUGGGCCUCAGACCCUUUCCCAGCCCUUCCAAGCAGCCUUCACUGGCUGGCCGGCCUCCAUUGCACAAACAGGCCCCUGGAGCAGGGUAGGGGGGUUGCUGUUGUCCCUCAACCAGCACCUCUCAUGAGCUGGCCAGACAAACCCCCACUUUGGGGAACUGACUUUCUAGGGGGCGCUCUUGGUUUAGGGGGAGUCGCCCAGGUCUCCCCUGCCUUUCAGGGAUCAUCAGGCCCUCCCCUAGGAUCUUCCCAGCUACAGUCCCUGCCCAGGGCACCCCCAGUUGCUCUCAGCUGUGAGGGCCUCCCCCACACUGGCUCCAGUUCCCUCUCCUCAGGGUCUGUGCCAGGAUCACAUUUUGCCUAAUGAUUGGAUUCCUUGGCUUCUCUGCCUGUUUUCUGAGUUGGACGAUUUGGGGGGUGACUCCUUCCUCCUUCAACUGAGAUGCCCCUGAUGGAGCAGGUGGCAAGGGGUCUUAGAGGGGUCUGACAGCUGUCCACAGCCACAAGGCUGAAGAACCCGGGUGGUCUGCCUUGUCUUCUGGGGGUCUGCAGACAGGGUCCCUUCUACCACAGCUCCUGGGCAGACCUGGCCCAAGGCUUUGAACUCCCUUAUAGGCUUUGGGACCUCAGGCAGUGACUGGCUUCUCUGAGCUUCAGUUUCCUUAUCUGGAAGAUGGAUACGGAGGACCCCUCCCAGGGGUUAGACAGACCAAUGUGAUCAGUCAGGAUCUGGUUUGAAGAAACUGAGCCAGGCUGCUGAGGACCGAAGCCAUUUCUGCUCUGACUUGGUUUCCCUGCUGGGGCCUCUCCAGUCCUGUCCUGCUUCUGGCCUGCCUUGCUCUGCCGGGAACCAUGAGUGAGGCCCGCAGGGACAGCACGAGCAGCCUGCAGCGCAAGAAGCCACCGUGGCUAAAGCUGGACAUUCCCUCUGCGGUGCCCCCGACAGCAGAAGAGCCCAGCUUCCUGCAGGUAGGGCCUGGCCAGCAGGGACUGUGGGUGCCCCCUGUCCAAUACCCUCACCAUGACCCUGUUGCCCAGCCCCUGAGGCGACAGGCUUUCCUGAGGAGUGUCAGUAUGCCAGCUGAGACAGCCCACAUCUCUUCGCCCCACCAUGAGCUCCGGCGGUCGGUGCUGCAGCGCCAGACGUCCAUCACACAGACCAUCCGCAGGGGGACCGCUGACUGGUUUGGAGUGAGCAAGGACAGUGACAGCACCCAGAAAUGGCAGCGCAAGAGCAUCCGUCACUGCAGCCAGCGCUAUGGAAAGCUGAAGCCCCAGGUCCUCCGGGAGCUGGACCUGCCCAGCCAGGACAACGUGUCGCUGACCAGCACCGAGACGCCACCCCCACUGUAUGUGGGGCCAUGCCAGCUGGGCAUGCAGAAGAUCAUAGACCCCCUGGCCCGUGGCCGGGCCUUCCGUGUGGCAGAUGACACUGCAGAAGGCCUGAGUGCCCCUCACACUCCCGUCACACCGGGUGCUGCCUCCCUCUGCUCCUUCUCCAGCUCCCGCUCUGGUUUCCACCGGCUCCCGCGGCGGCGCAAGCGAGAGUCGGUGGCCAAGAUGAGCUUCCGGGCCGCUGCAGCACUGAUGAAAGGCCGCUCUGUUAGGGAUGGCACCUUGCGCCGGGCACAGCGCCGAAGCUUCACUCCAGCUAGCUUUCUGGAGGAGGACACAACUGAUUUCCCCGAUGAGCUGGACACAUCCUUCUUUGCCCGGGAAGGUAUCCUCCAUGAAGAGCUCUCCACAUACCCAGACGAAGUUUUUGAGUCCCCAUCGGAGGCAGCACUAAAGGACUGGGAGAAGGCCCCGGAGCAGGCAGACCUCACUGGCGGGGCCCUGGACCGCAGCGAGCUGGAGCGUAGCCAUCUGAUGCUGCCCCUGGAGCGAGGCUGGCGGAAGCAGAAGGAGGGCGCCGCAGCCCCGCAGCCCAAGGUGCGGCUCCGACAGGAGGUGGUGAGCACCGCCGGGCCGCGGCGGGGCCAGCGCAUCGCGGUGCCGGUGCGCAAGCUCUUCGCCCGGGAGAAGCGGCCGUAUGGGCUGGGCAUGGUGGGAAGGCUCACCAACCGCACCUACCGCAAGCGCAUCGACAGCUUUGUCAAGCGCCAGAUCGAGGACAUGGACGACCACAGGCCCUUCUUCACCUACUGGCUUACCUUCGUGCACUCGCUCGUCACCAUUCUAGCCGUGUGCAUCUAUGGCAUCGCGCCAGUGGGCUUCUCGCAGCAUGAAACGGUGGACUCGGUGCUGCGGAACCGCGGGGUCUACGAGAACGUCAAGUACGUGCAGCAGGAGAACUUCUGGAUCGGGCCCAGCUCGGAGGCCCUCAUCCACCUGGGCGCCAAGUUUUCCCCCUGCAUGCGCCAGGACCCGCAGGUGCACAGCUUCAUUCGCUCAGCUCGGGAGCGCGAGAAGCACUCGGCCUGCUGCGUGCGCAACGACAGGUCCGGCUGCGUACAGACCUCGGAGGAGGAGUGCUCGUCCACGCUGGCAGUGUGGGUGAAGUGGCCCAUCCAUCCCAGCGCCCCAGAGCUUGCCGGCCAUAAGAGACAGUUUGGCUCUGUCUGCCACCAGGAUCCCAGGGUAUGUGAUGAGCCCUCCUCUGAAGACCCCCAUGAGUGGCCAGAAGACAUCACCAAGUGGCCGAUCUGCACCAAAAACAGCGCCGGGAACCACACUAACCAUCCCCAUAUGGACUGUGUCAUCACAGGACGGCCCUGCUGCAUUGGCACCAAGGGCAGGUGUGAGAUCACCUCCCGGGAGUACUGUGACUUCAUGAGGGGCUACUUCCAUGAGGAGGCCACGCUCUGCUCUCAGGUGCACUGCAUGGAUGAUGUGUGUGGGCUCCUGCCUUUCCUCAACCCCGAGGUGCCUGACCAGUUCUACCGCCUGUGGCUGUCCCUCUUCCUGCACGCCGGGAUCCUGCACUGCCUGGUGUCCAUCUGCUUCCAGAUGACCGUCCUGCGGGACCUGGAGAAGCUGGCAGGCUGGCACCGCAUAGCCAUCAUCUACCUGCUAAGUGGUGUCACCGGCAACCUGGCCAGUGCCAUCUUCCUGCCGUACCGAGCAGAGGUGGGUCCGGCUGGCUCUCAGUUUGGCAUCCUGGCCUGCCUCUUUGUGGAGCUCUUCCAGAGCUGGCAGAUCCUAGCACGGCCCUGGCGUGCCUUCUUCAAGCUGCUGGCUGUGGUGCUCUUCCUCUUCACCUUUGGACUGCUGCCCUGGAUCGACAACUUUGCCCACAUCUCAGGGUUCAUCAGUGGCCUCUUCCUUUCCUUCGCCUUCUUGCCCUACAUCAGCUUUGGCAAGCUCGACCUGUACCGGAAGCGCUGCCAGAUCGUCAUCUUUCAGGUGGUCUUCCUGGGCCUCCUGGCUGGCCUGGUGGUCCUCUUCUACUUCUAUCCUGUCCGCUGCGAGUGGUGUGAGUUCCUCACCUGCAUCCCCUUCACUGACAAGUUCUGCGAGAAGUACGAACUGGACGCUCAGCUCCACUGAGCUGGCUGCGGGCUCCAGGGGUCGUGUGCUCCAGCAACCCAGAGCCAGACAUGACAACUCUGAGCCUCACAGGCUUACAGGAGUCACCUGCUCCAUGCGGGGACUGGCCUGUUUCCUGAACACAGACCUCUUUCUUGUGCCUUGUUCACUUCUGUUGAACCCCUCGUACUGCUGGGCAUUUAUUAUACUACUUCCCAUGAUAACCUUCUAACUUGUUUCUUGACGACCACCUCAUGUGGCCAAUAAAUGGACUGGGAGCGUUUUAGCUGCCAUUAACUUGA
Chlorocebus sabaeus (green monkey) is the source of this 3844-nucleotide messenger RNA. It is a transcript of the gene RHBDF1, whose product is annotated as rhomboid 5 homolog 1. Gene Ontology annotation, molecular function: serine-type endopeptidase activity. Lineage: Eukaryota; Metazoa; Chordata; Mammalia; Primates; Cercopithecidae. Gene Ontology annotation, biological process: regulation of epidermal growth factor receptor signaling pathway; regulation of protein secretion. Gene Ontology annotation, cellular component: endoplasmic reticulum membrane. The record is from RefSeq and is a predicted model, not a curated record.